UACGCAACCGCUGACCUACUAACAUACAUUCUAGCGGGGAGAGGGAGAGAAACUGGAUCACGUCCCCAACAUAACACUAGACUCAAAGCAACACGGGAGACAUAGCAUCCAGAGGACUUCAUCCUGACUGACCCAACCUAAGAGCGGAGAAAGACCACUCGCGCCGGAUUUCAACCGAUAGCUCAUCUUUGAAUGAAGAAAACAGAGAAAUAGAGGACACGAACUUCAACUGCGGAAGGAGACAGCUUUGUGUCCGGCAGCGUGCAUUUUUUUGUGAGACACGUCACUUCAGUAAAGUCUGGUUCCUCGUGAGCAAGCGGCACUGAAACUGGGCCCCUAGGGAUUGCUGAGCCGUGGAAAAACCCUUGGAGUAGACGGAGUGACCUACAUCGCUGAGUAAUACGCCCCAGAAAAGAAGGGCAUCAGUCCACACAGUAUCGAACAGCUAAGCUCUGGUUAAGGUUGACAAAGAUACAAGUUGAAAAAGAGAAUACCUUCUUCAGUCUACGCAACUGCACGCCAUCAACAAGAGAUUACCAACUUGACGGCUACUUUGAACCAGUUCUGAGAUACUUUAUUGGCGUUGCCUUAAGUCAGUGGCUGUUCUCAGUUUGUCUGAGGUGAAGUUUGGGAAACAAGUUCAAUGUGCGAGGUUUUCGUUGAGUUUCACCUCUUUUUGAUCUUCUUGGCAAAUUUUGACACUUGAACUUUAACAACGAAAUCAAUGAGGUUCUCCUUAAGAGGAGCUCAAAUACCUCAUCCAGAAUUUUUCGCAGAUCCUGCAACUUAGGAAAAGAACACCCUCCCAAAAAAGGUUCUCUCCACAACGCACUUAUCCUUUCCCUCCCCCUUUGCCCUUUUUGCCAGACUUGUCUGGCCCCAACAAGACUACAAUGGAAAGCCUUAGUCUACACCUGCAAUCAUCCGCCAACAAAAACAACAUGGACGUUGACACCUACUCCAACUACAGUGAGAGUCUUCCGUCCCCUCAGCCCGACGGUGGCUCACGCUCGGGCCGCCAGAGCAAAGGCAGCAAGGCCAACAUGUCAUGCCGGCGCAAGCGGGAGUUCAUCUCUGACGAGAAGAAGGACGCGUCCUAUUGGGAGAAACGCCGCAAGAACAACGAGGCGGCCAAGCGCUCCAGGGAGAAACGGCGCCUCAACGACAUGGUGCUGGAGAAUCGCGUCAUGGCGCUGAAUGAGGAGAACGUCCGCCUGAAGACUGAACUUCUGCAACUGAAGCUGCGAUUUGGCCUGAUCACUACCGCCUCCUACAUGGAGAAGAGCCAGCAGAUCUCCAACAGUUCUGCGGCUGCCGCUGGCACCAACGGAAAUCCCACCGGCAACCCUUACUUCUCCAGCAGUGGCUACUCUAGCGCCUCCCAGGUAAUGCUCAACUCGGACUCUUCUGAGGCGGAACAGUCUAGCCGGGGGGAACGUCACACCCCGCUCCCCAAGUACUCCCCUCGUGGUUCCCUCUCAGACUUGUCUGACGGUUCCUCCAGAGACAGUCCUGAACCCAUGGCCUACGAAAUCAAAAGGGAGUCCACAAGCAUGGACAUGGACAAAAUACCCAAUGGAGUUUUUCAUGAUCACCAGCACAGGUCCCAAGAGGCUGAAUGUGCCAUGGACUACCAGCACCAGCAACUCCACCACCACCACCAGGAGGCUGCCAGCCCAGCUUCCCAGGGUGCCUCUGCCCAGAGGAGUGUGAUCCUUUACCGAUCUGGCAGCACUUCCUAUCCAAUGGACAACCAGAGGAGAGAGGAGAUGGACCUGGCCCAGCAGAGCAGGCCGUCUGGGGCUCACAACACCCAGACAGGGCAUCCUUCCUUCAAGUCCUCCGAGAGCAUCAUGGAUGUCGCUGAGCGUCUGGAGAGGAAAACCCUAGACUCCCCUCCCUACGAGUACACCAACAGCCAUUGCGACUCGACCGAAGAACCCAGGUAUGACUUUCACUCCCAACAGCAGCACGAUGCCGAGGUCGGACCAUACAGCUACCAAGGCCAAGAGGACCACAAGGACUCUCAGAACCCCUUUGCCCCAGAGCUCCUCCACAGCAGUGAGGAGGGCAGGGCACACUCCUACCAGCGCCACCAGGCCUACCUCAGCACCUUGGACGAAGAGCCCCCAGUGCUUACAUACGAAGGGGGGCCCAGAGCCGAGGGGUACUACCAGGAACACUCUUCAUCUGGUAAGGACACCUCCUCCAGCGACGGGGACCCCCGCAGCUCCGACAAGGAGGGAUCCACGGAUGACGAGUCCCCCUCCUCAUCCUCCUCUGAGAUGGGAAGCUACAACCAGAGGGCAUUGCAAAACGGUGCCUUGAUGGUGGGGGCGGCCCAGAGCCAUGGAAUCGACUGCCAGACCGAGGUGAAAGCCACAGCCCUGCCCCACAAGCUCCGCCUCAAGUACAGAGCCCUGUCCAACGGCGCAAGUGGAACCCAAGGGGAUGCACCAAUCGGUUCCCCCUCCUCGGCAUCGCCAUCUCCCACCCUGCCCCAGCAUCCCUACCUAGCCCUGCCCAGCAAUCAACAAGGUGGGCACGGCAGUGGCGACAGCGGGGAGGUGGAGAAUGCGGCCGAGUACAGCGAGGACGAGUCUCAGACAACGCAGGAGAGAGAGGAGGCAAGGAAGGCAGGUGGGAAGGGAGCCAGCAGCAGAAAUGGACGUAACAACAGGCGGGAGUAGAGCCUAGAGAACGCCACCAAAACAGAAAAAGACACUUACAAGAUGUCGCCCUAUGACCUUCCGCUGCAUCAACUGGUAUUUCACAACUUAUCACUAUGCCAUACGCGUACUACCUGCACAGCUCAAACAAUGGCUUUAGCUCUACCAAGCUAUGCAGUCCAGUGGUUGUGGAGCGGGUUCAACAUCAUGGUUCACUGUGUUUCAACAAUUUUCUUUCCAUGGACCUUGCUCCCUCCAUCCUUACUUCCAAUAAUGACAGUUGAUCCCAGAUCUGGGAGGUAUUGAAGUAAAGGCGAGGAGGACUAGAAUGGAACUCGUAUCCCGUCUCAGCCUGUGAGAUUUGUUUUCCUCUGGAAAACAUAAACAUUAUAUCCCAAUGAAUGGUUGGACAGUAAAAUGACAAGACGUGAUCCGGCCUUGUGGUGCUCCCUGGGUCAUGUGACCUUCAAACUCAGUCAAACCUCUGGUAUGCCAAGGGGGGGUCAAUGUCUCACUUUCUGACUUUGUGGGUGGCCGACGCAGCAGGCAUACAGUUCGCAAAGCAUUAUGGGAACAUUCUUUUGACCAAAGAAAUACGUCUCUUCCCCCUCCCCACAGACAAAGAGUUCCAUUCUUCCUCCUGUUCCCCCCCCCCCCCCCCCCCACCCAUGAAAAUCGUCUUUACCAGUUACCGUGAUCCACACCCCUUUCUGCACAGCAGACACCUCAUAACUUUUCAAGCACUUGGAUUGUAUAUUACUGUUAUAUAGAUUUACAUAUAUUUAAAUAUAUUUUAAGAAGAAAACGAAAAAAUAAAAAUAAAAAACACUACAAGGGGAACGUGAAAGUCGUAGACAUGAAAAGUUACCAGUCUGUCUUUGUUGGAGUCUUUGUACAGUCCUUACUUGUUGACAAAAUGCCUCAAAAAUGUUUCCUUUUGAUGUCUGUAUGAACCACAGCUUGUAGAAAAUCAUACCUGUAUAUUUCUUCAUGUCUCUUCGGGUUCCAUGUCUAAUAUUUUGGGUCCGUCAUAUCAAGGUUGUAUGCUGCAGUAUUUCAUAACACCCAGGUGAUGUUGAGGAUAAGCCAUUGGGAAACCUACAAUCAUGUAAGGCCACACUGUCAAGGCUGGCAUCAACAUAUCACCAGAGUACAGUCUGUAGUUACCAGUCAAUCUCACCCUUGAAGACCCUAUUUUGAGGGUUAGCUACCUAAGCACAAACAUGGGCUCUAUGAAACUUUGGGUCACUGGAAGUUUUAGUGGUUAGUACACUUGAGUUCCAAUAGACAAAGCUGCUCUUAACUUUUUCUAAUGUGCCUCUUUCUUUCAGACUCCAUAUGAUCAAUCCCCUAUCUCCUCACCUAUAUGUAGUUCUAUCUGUAAUGCCCAGUGCAAGCGAUGUUAACUGUUUCACUUCCAGGUGCCUGCCUUUGGCCAUUUUGUAUAAAUGUAAAGUUGGCUCUCUCUUUUUCUUGGAUAACAUUAUUUUAUUACUUUAUUAUUUUAUUAAUAUUAUUUUUUAUUAUAUUCAAUUUCUAUUAUUAUUUGGGCUAUUAAUGUGUCCCAACCCUUGUUCCAUACCCUAUGCUCUUCCUGAUUGUGAUGUGUGUUUACCCAUGACUCCAUGCCCCCCCCUGCCCCCAUCACCAUUUGUACUCUGUGAUACUGUGUAAUGUUUGUUGUUUGCCGAAAGGUUUAAGUGAAAUGGAGGAAAUUUGAAUGAGGCUUGUGUCCAGUAGUAUAUUGCUAUAUUUCACACUGUUGAAAGUGCAAUGAUCAAGAUGGGAAAAUCUUUUGGGGAUUGUGAAAGGAACAAAAAUAAACGGAUGUUGAAUUUCCAAAGUUGAA
Molecule: messenger RNA, 4518 nt
Organism: Hypomesus transpacificus
Lineage: Eukaryota; Metazoa; Chordata; Actinopteri; Osmeriformes; Osmeridae
Gene: nfil3-5
Product: nuclear factor, interleukin 3 regulated, member 5
Exons: 2
Coding region: 894-2690 (598 amino acids)
Biological process (GO): regulation of DNA-templated transcription; circadian rhythm
Cellular component (GO): nucleus
Molecular function (GO): DNA-binding transcription factor activity; DNA binding
Source: RefSeq, a predicted model, not a curated record